CUCAUGACGUUUAGCCGAGUAUGUUGAGUGCGCGCCACAUGACGAAAUUACUCUUAUUUUCGUUUCGAUAAUAAUUUCGGUGUUUUUAUUAUUUUCUUAAAUCGUUAUGAGAGAUUCCUUGGUCGACUUUUCGCCUCAAGUUUUCUCAUUCGUUCGUGAGUUUUUGAUUUUUUCGUUAAUUUUUUCCUCUUUUUGAUUGAUACCUACCCUAUACGUACGUUUUGCUCGUACUCGUCGUCGCGACGAAAAUCCUCCCUCUCUUCGUGCCGGUUAAUUUUCAUCGUACAAGAAUUAUUAUACGUUACUGUUGUGUAUAAAUAAUAUUUUUUAGUUUUCGUUUUUUGUUUUUGUUUUUUCGGUUUGUUCGCUUUUUUUGUCGCGUCGAUCUGAUUAUUAUUUUUAAUAAUACUAACUCGCAAAUUAAUCUAUAUCGAGAAUGAAACUUUCGCGAAUGAUUGUUUACGAAGUUGAAGUUGAUAUUAUUUAAUCGAGAUAACGUAAUCAUGCAGCACAGUGCAUCUUCAACCUGUUCCGAUGCGAAUACAGCCCGAGUAUCUCCGGAAGCUCAUCAUCACUAUCCGGUCAUCCAGCAGCCCAUUCAAACCAAUGGAGACUUUCGUGUGCCCGGAGCUCCGGCAGCCACUUCUCAAAUCGUGUCUUCGUCCACAUGCUCGACGCCUUCGGUACCCGGUCAUAUUAUUAUGAGACCACCGCCGCCUCCUCCGCCUCUACCGUUGAAAAUUUCCCGCAACUUUGUCGCCCAUCAGGACGUGAAAAACACUCAUAUCGCUCAAGAGGAACCGUCUAGUUCUAUUCCAGAUUUAGAAUUUGACGGAACCACUGUAUUAUGUCGCGUUUGUGGCGAUAAAGCGUCAGGUUUUCAUUAUGGUGUACACUCCUGCGAAGGAUGCAAGGGCUUCUUUCGCCGUAGCAUUCAACAGAAAAUACAAUACCGACCGUGCACGAAAAAUCAACAAUGUUCCAUUUUGCGCAUCAAUCGCAACAGGUGUCAAUAUUGCAGACUGAAAAAAUGUAUAGCGGUUGGAAUGAGCAGAGAUGCUGUUCGAUUUGGUCGCGUACCGAAACGAGAAAAAGCGCGUAUUCUAGCGGCCAUGCAACAAAGUACUAAUUCCAGGAGUCAAGAAAAAGCUCUAACCGCCGAAUUAGAAGAUGACCAAAGGCUAUUAGCCACUGUGGUCAGAGCGCACUUAGAAACGUGCGAUUUUACCAGGGAUAAAGUGGAACCUAUGCUGAUUAGAGCUCGAACCCAACCUUCAUUUACCGCUUGUCCUCCUACUUUGGCUUGUCCAUUGAAUCCAAAUCCUCAACCAUUAACCGGACAACAAGAAUUAUUACAAGAUUUUUCAAAGCGAUUCUCACCCGCUAUUCGAGGUGUUGUGGAAUUCGCCAAAAGAAUAACCGGAUUCGCAUUGUUACCUCAAGAUGAUCAAGUCACCCUGCUAAAAGCUGGUGUAUUCGAAGUCUUGUUGGUCCGUUUGGCUUGCAUGUUCGAUGCGCAGAAUAAUACGAUGAUAUGCCUAAACGGACAAGUAUUAAAAAGGGACUCGAUUCAUAACAGUUCGAACGCUCGGUUCUUGAUGGACUCGAUGUUCGACUUUGCCGAACGACUAAAUUCGUUGCAUUUAUCAGACGCUGAAAUCGGCCUUUUCAGUUCCAUCGUUGUUAUCGCAGCCGAUCGUCCCGGAUUACGUAACGUCGAACUAAUCGAAAAAAUGCACAACAAGCUGAAAGCUCUGCUGCAAUCGGUGCUGGCUCAAAAUCAUCCUACUCAACCGAGCCUAUGUCAAGAACUUAUCAAAAAGAUCCCAGAUCUGCGCACGUUGAACACGUUACACUCGGAGAAACUGUUGGCAUUCAAAAUGACCGAACAGCAGCAACUGCAGCAACAGCACAAUCUAUGGAACGGUUCGAACGGCGCUGUCAAAUACAAGCAAGAACCAAUCGACUAUCAUCGCGGCUUAGACGACUGCGGCGGUACCAAAAGCCCGGUCGGUUCGUCUUCGUGGAGCUCGUCGUCCGAAGGAGGCGCUAUGGAAGAAGUAAAAAGCCCGAUGGGUUCGGUCUCCAGUACGGAAUCUGCGUGUUCCGGCGAAGUAGCCGCACUCAACGAGAACGCCGCAGCUGUCGCGUCCAUCGUCAGCGGCCAUCAGGCUGCUAACGCUCCUUUGUUGGCAGCCACAUUGGCGGCUGGCGUUUGCCCGAUGAGAAGACGUCAGAAUUCCAUCGGAUCGAUGUCCGGCGACGAUGACGCUACCAAUGCCGCUAGUCUGCACGCGCAUCCUCAUCUGCAUAUGAAAUUGCAACAACAACAUCAGCAGCAACAUCAACAUCAUCAGUUGCAGCACCAUCAUCAGCAUCAGCAGCAUCAUCAAGCGGCGGCAGCGCAACAGCAUCUAGUUAGUCAUAAAUCAACUUUCCCGCGUAAAUUAGAUUCGCCUUGCGAUUCCGGUAUCGAAUCCGGCACCGAGAAGAUCGAAAAGCUUACUAAUAGCGCGCCCACCUCAGUCUGCUCCAGUCCCCGUUCCUCGCUCGAAGAUAAAGACGAACACAAUCAUCAUCAUCAUCAUCAGCACCACCAUCACCACAACAGUAAUUCCUCGUCUAUUCACCAUCAUCAUCAUAACGGCAAUCAAAGCGUAAACAAUCAGCAAAACGGCGGCUCCGGCGCAUCGGCUGGUCAAUCGAUCGACGAUAUGCCGGUGCUGAAACGCGUCCUGCAAGCGCCUCCGCUGUACGAUACCAAUUCGCUGAUGGACGAAGCGUACAAACCGCAUAAAAAGUUCCGAGCGCUCAGAAACAAAGAUACAGCCGAAGCCGAACCUAUCGUCGUUGUUACCCACAAUGGUAGUAGCCUGAGCGGCGGCAACUCGGCCAGCUCCGGUAACCAGCCGCACGCGCAGUCUCAGUUGCAGCACCAUCUGACCUCGUCGUUAUCCAGUACCCAUUCGACGCUGGCCAAAUCGCUGAUGGAGGGUCCGCGCAUGACGCCGGAACAAAUGAAACGAACCGAUAUCAUACAUAAUUUCAUAAUGCGAGGAGCCGACGCUCUGGAAUCGACGUCCCAGCAGAGCGGCAGCGGCAGCAGCAGCGGCAGCAGUAGCGGAAGUAGCACUAGUAGUAGAUGCAGUCCUAAUCAACAAAUUUAUUACGUACCUCAGCCGACCAAAUGGGAACAACAGAACAGCGUGGCGGGCGAACUGAGCACCGGCGCCGGUACCAUCGGCGUCGGCACCAGCGUCAUUACGUCCUCGGGACGACCUCAAGUUUCCUCGUCUCCUUAUCUAAACACAGUCGUACGUAGUCAAUCGUUAUCACCGCACGGCGAACCGAUCACCAAGAUUUAUCUACGCGGUACCAACCUAUCACCUCCUACUUGCCUAUCCAGCUCUAGUUCUCCGGUACAUUUCCUACAUAGUCAAAGUCCCGGCUUGAGCCAAAGUCCUCCUAUGCACGUCCAAAGUCCUAUCCAUCGUCAAAGUCCAAUGCAUAGCCAUAGUCCGCCGCACAGCAACCAUAGUCCAUCUGUGUCGCCGCCGGCUCACAUGAUGUCUACAGUCAAUCUGCAAGUAGGCAUUACCAACUCGUCGCAGCAACCUUUGAAUUUAUCGAAGAAAACGCCGCCAUCUUCGCCGAGGCCUAUCUCAGCCUCGACUACUACUCCGAAAAUCGUUUCCUUGGAAGCUUAAUUUUUGGGCUACCGCGUUAAAGUUAUCUUUUUUUUUUGUUUGAGAUUUUUUCUCUCUCUCUCUCUCUUUCGUUUUCUUCUCUCGUUUCUUUUUAUGUUGUACGAUUUUUAUUAUUUUUCUUUAUAUUAAUUUAAAAAUGAAAAAAUUUGUAAAUGUGAGUGUGAAUGUGAGAGUGUGAAUUUCUCUAUUUUACUUUUUUUUUUUUGUAUAAAUGCCUAUCGUAAAAAUUCCAUUUUUUCUCUUUCUUUCUUUCUUUCUUUCGUUUCUGUUUUAUUUUUCUCUUCUAUUUUUGUUUUUAUUGUAACGACUUUUGUUGAUAUCGAAAGAUCUCAUUUAAGAAUACUAUCUACUUUCAGUUACGUAAUUAUUUUAUAUUUUUAAUUUAAUUAUUUAAAAAAAUUCGUUACGACGAUUGGGAUAGUAGUGUUGAUGAAAAAAAAUAAACCUUGAAAAAAUUCGCGUAGACAAUUCUCAACGAGAUGGGGGUGGUUGAAAUUUCACCCCACUCUGUAAUCGCGUUAUAAAAAAAAAUAAAAUAAAUACCUUCGUAGCCUCGAUCUGGUGCAAAAAAAAAAUUAAUAAAAACUUACAUCAAAUCACAGAAUUUCAAUUAGACAAUCGGAUUUUUAUAUCAAAGUAUGUUUUGUAGCGAUUUUUGUGGUAUUUUUUUGCUCCGUUUGAAACUAAAGCUACGCAUCGAUUUAUUUUUUACACCCGGACGAAUACUCUGCCACGUACGUUACUCUCGUUACAAUGGCGAUAUUCGACUAGGAUGGAAAAAAAUUGAUGAAAAUUUCAAAACCAAAAAUUUGUAAUUUUUUUUCGCUUAUUUAUACAUAUUAUCAUGUAGAUUAAACAUUUAUAAAUAUUGUAAUUAUUUUUACGAAUAAGGUUUUAAAAAAAAAAUCAUAAUAGAUUGUAAAUUUCGUUUUUUAGUCGUGUUAGUCGUUUUAUUAUUAUUUGUUUGAAUUUUUUUUUUGUUUUUUUUCUAUAUUUUUUUCAAAACGUCUUCAAAAGGCUUCCGAAAAAAUUUUCUGGUCGUGCAAAUGUGCUUAUACGCUUUUGUUUUUGUUUUUGUUACAUUUUUGAUUGAAAAUUGAAAAAAAUCAAAUUCGCCCGCGUUACAUAAUUUUUUUAAACGUUAAAAAUGCGCUUUUUUUUAUUGCUUAUACGUACCUAAUGGCGUAUUUUUCGUGCAUUUUUUUCUCUCUAUCUGUGUAAUUAUUUUUUUUUCCUUUGAAAAAUGUAUAUAAAUUUCCUUUUUUUUUCUUUUUUUUUUUUUUUGUUAACAUACGAGGAAAUUCUAUUUUUUUUUCUUUUUUUUUAUGUUAAUUUUUAGUAAUUUGAUUGAGACUGAUUUCGGAGGUUCGCAUCUAGACCGGUUUCUAAAUAAGGCCAGUACAUUACCCGAUAAAUUGGCUGUAGUUUUGAUGCGAACAUCCAACCCCUUUUGAAUUUGUAUAUAUUUUUAGCUUAGCUUUUACCUAUCUCUCUCCUUGUGUGUGUAUUUAAUACGGCAGCGCCGCAUUUAAAAACAAAUUUUUUUCAUUCCGAUUGAUUAAAAAAAAAAAAAAGAAAAAGUUUCAAAUAGUUGCGCGUAUUGUAUCUCCCCUACCCAUCUUGCAAAAAGAGGAAAAAAUUAUGAGAAUUUUUUAUGUUACGCGCGCGCUUUAGUAGCUGUUUGAAUUCGUCAUAACAUUAUAAAUUUAGUUUGUACGAUCAUGUAAUAUGUAAAAUCAUAUAGAUAAAUAGAAAAAUUUAUGUUUCUUA
Molecule: messenger RNA, 5477 nt
Organism: Planococcus citri (citrus mealybug)
Lineage: Eukaryota; Metazoa; Arthropoda; Insecta; Hemiptera; Pseudococcidae
Product: nuclear hormone receptor E75-like
Exons: 7
Coding region: 504-3707 (1067 amino acids)
Biological process (GO): negative regulation of transcription by RNA polymerase II; cell differentiation; positive regulation of transcription by RNA polymerase II
Molecular function (GO): nuclear receptor activity; RNA polymerase II cis-regulatory region sequence-specific DNA binding; zinc ion binding
Source: RefSeq, a predicted model, not a curated record